CAUGCACUGCGCUCCGCAACGCAACAGUAUUUAGUUUAAAUAUGUUUUUAAACAAGAGUACACGCGGUUGAACUUCGGGAAAGUGUGACACACAGUGCACUUUACUGGCGAAAAUGUUCAAACGCACCUUUAAAGUGGUUUAUCGGCCCAUUAGAAACAACUUCCUAGUUCUACCUGAUCAGUACUAUGGAGUUGUUUCGACAUAUGAUACAGGUUGCCUAAGCUUACAAUACAAUGGACGUGUUCAUUAUGUCUCUUGGUCGCCGCAAGGGGGUGGCGGCGGUGGUUUGAAAGACACAGAAAUUGGGAUCAAUGCCAGGGCCGCUAAGGAGAUUGGUCUGCAUGAAAAUGAUUUGGUCAAGUGUGCGCUCAUCGCUGACGUCCUCAACUUGCGCAGCGUGCACGUUACACCCGUCUCGGCCAAAGAUUGGGAGAUCAUUGAACUUAGCAGCGAGAAAAUUUCUGGCAGUGUGCUAGAGCAGACGCGCAUUGUGAACUCAACACAGAUACUGCUCGUUUGGAUCAACAAGUCCAUGCAAGUUGCGUUGACAGUGGAUCGCCUUAAGCCACAUCUUAGCUAUGGACGCAUCGAUCACAACACAGAGCUGGUAAUAGCGCCCAAUUUGUACAAGGGACUCAGCAAUGGUAUUGUUGCGGAUGAAAAUGACGGAGGUGGUAAACUUUCUCGUAGUAAGACAAGCGCCCAGUUGCGUUCAGAUGAAGCGCCUCUCACCAAUGGACUGUCGCACUCCACUACUAUGAGCAGUGUUAAAGAUACGCUACAGCGUCAUAAUCCUCAGGCGCGUAACAAACGACAGGAUCACAUGGAACGGAUAAAGAAGGAUUUGCGACAUGAAAAUGCGCGCAAUUUUGAGUUUCGAGUGAUUCGAGGCCUGUGGCAGGAGCAAGCACAGGAAUCAGAUGUGUAUAUAACCCGUACGCAUCUGCCCGAGUUCAUGGAUCUAGAUUUGUUCUACUGCCUGCGCACGGCAGGCGAGAAAGAGCAUUAUGUCCGUGUACGAUUACUCAGCGAUGCCGAAUUGCCUGCAACGAUACAUCCCAGCAUUGAAGUGAACGCAAAUUUAAUGAAAUUGCUGAACUUGGAGGAGUUGGAACGUGUGGUGCUACGGCCAAAAACAACGGUUGUGAAUUUUGUGGAGAAAAUCGAGCUGUUUGCGCACAAAAAAACGCACUACAAGAUUGUUGAAAAUGCAUUUAAACGCUUUGUCAUUGAGCGCACCAAUGUGGCGCCGAUGCUGUUUAAUCAGGAGGAGGUAGUGCGAUUGGAGGACGAUUUGCUGGUCACCGUUGGCAUACUGCCCGAGCAUUUUCGCUAUUGCGUGGUUGAUGCACAGUUUCUCAAAGAGUCGAAGAUUUACGCCGCUGAUUUAGUGCGGCCAGUCAAUGAGAUUAUCAAGGAACAACCAACGCCAAAGUCCCCGUUGAGCGUCAAGGAUCUCAUACGCUUGCCCGAAUACGAUAGCAUUGUGGACAAGGUGGUGGAAGAGCUACGCAUGAAUCUAUGCCUUAAUUCGGACAAUUCAGUGCUUCGACAGUGCAAUGUGUUGCUAACCGGAGCUGUGGGAACCGGCAAAACUGUGCUGGUGGAGCGUAUAUUGGACCAAUUGUCGCGCAAACCCGACUAUUGUUACUUUGAUAUAUUCUACUGUUCGCGCAGUAAGGGUCGCAAAACCGAGUCAAUACAAAAGGAUUUGCGCACCAUUUUCACGAAUUGUCUGCUGCAUGCACCCGCCAUUGUGGUCCUCGAAAAUUUGGAUGUGCUGGCACAUGCGGCCACUGAGCAGGCUAGCCAGGAUGGUGAAUACUUCAAUCGCAUGGCGGACACAGUGCACCAGUUAAUCAUGCAGUAUACCAGUAGUAAUGCCAUAGCCGUAAUUGCCACAGUCAGUGAGUUGCAGUUACUUAAUAAGCGCCUGAGCUCUCCACGCGGUCGUCAUGUCUUUCAAACUGUGUCGCGUCUGCCCAGCUUAGAGCGCGCUGAUCGUGAGAUCAUUUUGCGUGAGCUGUGCAGCCACAUUGCGGCACAAAAACUCGAUCUAGUGAAGUUCUCCAAUCUGACUGAGGGCUACAAAAAAUGUGACCUGGUCCAGUUUGUGGAGCGCGCCAUUUUCUACGCCUACCGCAUCAACAAGACGCAACCGACGCUCACCAAUGAGGAACUUGUACAAUCUCUAGAGCAUACGAAUUCAUAUUGUCUACAGGGAAUCGAGAGCAAUCAAAAGACUGGCGUCGAAUCGGAGGAUUCUGGCGAGCUACGCGUAGAGGAGUUGCCCGGCCUAGAACCUGUGGUGGCUGUGCUGGAGGAGGUGCUAAUGUGGCCUUCGCGUUAUCCCACCAUCUUCAGUGACUCGCCGUUGCGCAAUCAAGCUGGAGUCUUGCUUUACGGCCCACCAGGCACAGGCAAAACGUUUUUAGUCACGAAGCUUUCUAGUUGUUGGAACUUGCGUAUUAUUUCGGUGAAAGGACCAGAACUGCUGGCCAAAUACAUUGGCCAGAGUGAAGAGAAUGUACGUAAUCUGUUCAAUCGUGCGCGCAGCGCCAAGCCCUGCGUCCUCUUCUUCGAUGAGUUCGACAGCUUGGCGCCGAAGCGUGGACAUGAUUCGACGGGUGUGACGGAUCGUGUGGUCAACCAGUUGCUGACGGAGCUCGAUGGUGUCGAAGGGUUGCAGGGCGUAACCGUUAUAGCGGCGACAUCGCGACCCGAACUGCUCGAUCCGGCGCUAUUGCGAUCGGGACGCUUGGACCGUUUGGUCGAGUGCCCGCUACCCGAUGCUGUGGCACGGGUGCGCAUCUUUGAGGCCCUCAGUGCGACUCUCAAUCUGGAUGAGUGCGUAGAUUUUGAAUGGUUUGCGGAUAAAACGCAAAACUAUAGUGGCGCCGAUAUCCAAAGCAUUCUGACCUCGGCAAACAUGGCAGCGGUUAAGGAGGCGCUCGCACAAUUCGGACAUGAGAAAUUACCAAAGACAAUUACAGUGAGACAGAAACAUCUAGUAGAGUCCUUCCAGACGACGCGCCCAUCGCUGAGCCCCUCUGACGUGGCCAAAUAUCAGAAAAUGUACGCACGUUUUACGAACAAGGAGAAGAGCUCCAGAGAGUUUGUGGCCAAGCGGGCUACUCUAGCAUAGCUGAUUGAACUGAGAUACUUGUAGACUUCUAAAAACAAAGGUGUUAUUGGUUUAAACAUUCUUUUUAUUUCGAUCCCCAUUUUGUAUCAUGGUUUUGAGGACAAUAAAUGAUUUUUAUUCAAAA
Messenger RNA from Scaptodrosophila lebanonensis, 3270 nucleotides. It is a transcript of the gene Pex1, whose product is annotated as peroxisome biogenesis factor 1. Gene Ontology annotation, molecular function: ATP binding; ATP hydrolysis activity. Gene Ontology annotation, biological process: protein import into peroxisome matrix. The record is from RefSeq and is a predicted model, not a curated record. Gene Ontology annotation, cellular component: cytosol; peroxisomal membrane; peroxisome. Lineage: Eukaryota; Metazoa; Arthropoda; Insecta; Diptera; Drosophilidae. The transcript has 8 exons. The coding region runs from base 114 to 3146 and encodes 1010 amino acids.